UUUGAAAACCCAAACCCAAAACCCUGGGUUGAGGAUAAAGCUCACAGGUUCUUUUCCCUCUCACUUUCAUGGGCCAAAUGGCGAACGUCACCUCCCAAAUGAAAAACUAGGGCGGCAUCUCAGCUUCCUCUGGAACAACCCCAUCAAAAUCAAGACAUGGAGAUACACUUGAAGAAAAAACCGAAGCUAGAAAUAUCACCCCCUCCACAAAGCAAUGACAAUUCUUCUUCCUUCAAACAAAGCCGUUCAGAAAUCAACUUGAUAAAUCUUCCCCAAGAUCCAGGACUACGACCUCAGAUCAUGGACUAUCAUGCCAGCGAUCGAGACCAAAUCCGUCGGGCAUAUCUUAAAAGGGGCCCUUGUCAACCUCGUAACCAUGUUUAUCCUCGAAAAAGAAUAGGAAAAAACCUCCAACAGUUCAAUCAAGCCUGGUUUAAUGAAUUUCCUAAUUGGUUGGAAUAUAGCAUAGCAAAAGAUGCUGCGUUUUGUCAAUAUUGUUAUCUUUUCAGACCAGAUAAUGGAAAUGAGGCAUGUGGUCGUCUUUUGUUAGCAGAGGCUUCUCAUCUUGGCAGAAGAAAGAAAAGUUGCGAACUCGUGUGGGAGGCCAUAAUAGUGCCCAUUACCUAGCCUGGUCUAAAUGCCAAGACUUGUUGGGCCAAAAGCAGCUUAUUCAGGCGAUUUCUCCUAAGCAGUCAGACCACGCUCAAAACCCCGGGUUGAGGAUAAAGCUCACAGGUACUUUUCCCUCUCUUUCAUGGGGCAAAUGACAAACUUUACCUCCCAAAUGAAAAACUAGGGCGGCAUCUCAGCUGCCUCAGAAAACACCCAUCAAAAUCAAGACAUGGAGAUACACUUGAAGAAAAAACCAAAGCUCGUAAUAUCACCCCAUCAACAAAGCAAUGACAAUUCUUCUUCCUCCAAACAAAGCCGCUUAGAAAUCAACUUGACAGAUCUUCCUGAAGAUCCAGGACUACGACCUCAGAUCAUGGAUUAUCAUCCCAACGACCGGGACCAAAUCCGUCAGGCAUAUCUUAAAAGGGGCCCUUGUCAACCUCGUAACCAUGUUUAUCCUCGAAAAAGAAUUGGAAAAAACCUCCGACAGUUCAAUCAGGCUUGGUUUAAUGAAUUUCCUAAUUGGUUGGAAUAUAGCAUAGCAAAAGAUGCUGCGUUUUGUCAAUAUUGUUAUCUUUUCAGACCAGAUAAUGGAAAUGAGGUGUGUGGUUGAUCUUUUGUUUGCAUAGGCUUCUCAUCUUGGCAGAAGAAAGAAAAGUUGCGAACUCAUAUCGGAGGCCAUAAUAGUGCCCAUAACCUAGCCUGGUCUAAAUGUCAAGACUUGUUGGGCCAAAAGCAGCUUAUUCAGGAGAUUUCUCCAAAGCAAUCAGACCACACUCAAAAUGAAUUCCAAACCUUCUUGAAAGCAUCAAUUGAUUUAGUUCGAUGCCAUCUAAGGCAGGGAUUUCUUUUCCAUGAUCCCGAAGAGUACUUAUUUGAUAUAAGUAAUGAAGGGUUAUUUCUUGAUCUGUUGAAGUUUAUUGCUGACAAAAUGAACACAUCAAAGCUGUACUUACAUUGGACAAUGAUCCUCAAAAUCUUGAAUUGGCAGCUGCUGAUCUUCGAAAGGAUAUUGUGAGUGUGGCAGCAUUUGAAACAGUCAAUGAGAUUAUUGGAGAUCUGGGCUCUGGACCGUUCUCUAUUUGGAUUGAUGAAACCCGUGACAUGUCAAAUGACGAUCAAAUCGCAGUUGUGCCAAGGUAUGUUAACAGAAAGGGGCAGGUAAUUGAACACUUUUUGGGUAUUGGACAUGUUACAAGUACUGAUGCUUUCUCGCGCAAGAUAGCAGUGGAAGAGUUAUUUAGUAGGCUAGGACUUAGUAUUUCUAGAUUGCGCGGGCAGGGUUAUGGUGUGGCUGAUAAUGUGCAUGAAGAAUUAAAUGGUCUCAAAACACUUAUACUUGAAGAAAAUCCAUGUGCAUAUUAUGUUCACUCUUUUGCUUAUAAACUGCAACCAGCUCUUGUUAAUGUAGCAGCGAAUAAUAGUGGGAUCCCUGUAGUCUUCUACUGUGUCUCUAGAGUUGUGAAUGUUGUUGGAGCUUCAUGCACAAGUCAAGACAUUCUUCGGGCGAAACAAGCUGCAAAAAUUGUUGAGGCACUUAAUAUUGGAGAGCUUUCAAGCUGCCAAAGCUUAAAUCAGGAGACCCGAAGUGACUAUUCUGGUGAAAUGUGUUGUGGCUCACACUAUACUGCAUUGGUUAACUUGAUUGGUAUGUUCGCUGCUGUAACUGAGGAGCUUGACAUGAUUUUGGAGGAUGGUUCAUUUGUAGAAGACCGAGUAAAUGCACGUAUCUUGUUCAGUGUGAUGCUAACAUUUGACUUUGUAUUCAGUCUUCAUUUGCUGAAAACAAUAUUGGGAAUUACAAAUGAGUUGUCACUGACAUUGCUAACGAGGGAUAACGGUACUGUGAAUGCUGGGGAAAUACUUGAAAUGUCCAAAAGGCGAUUUCUCAUGAUGAGGGAGAGUGGUUGGACCUCCUUACUUGAUGAUGUUUCCACAUUUUGUGCAGAGUAUGAAAUUGACGUUCCUAAUAUGGAUGAUCUGUAUACUGAAAAAGGGCGAAGAAGAGGCGACGUUCAGGAGAUCACGAACUUUCAAUAUUACAAGUUCGAGGUAUUCUGUGAUGUCAUAGAUUUGCAGAUUCAAGAAGCAUUGAUUUGCUACUUUGUGUGGCAUGUUUGA
Molecule: messenger RNA, 2733 nt
Organism: Rhododendron vialii
Lineage: Eukaryota; Viridiplantae; Streptophyta; Magnoliopsida; Ericales; Ericaceae
Exons: 3
Coding region: 1717-2733 (338 amino acids)
Source: RefSeq, a predicted model, not a curated record